Drosophila sechellia is the source of this 5261-nucleotide messenger RNA. RefSeq names its product menin 1 (gene Mnn1). The record is from RefSeq and is a predicted model, not a curated record. Bases 1066 to 3357 code for a protein of 763 amino acids. NCBI's taxonomy places the organism in Eukaryota, Metazoa, Arthropoda, Insecta, Diptera, Drosophilidae. The transcript has 7 exons. Gene Ontology annotation, molecular function: chromatin binding; Y-form DNA binding; transcription cis-regulatory region binding. Gene Ontology annotation, cellular component: nucleus; histone methyltransferase complex; chromatin. Gene Ontology annotation, biological process: negative regulation of cell cycle; regulation of transcription by RNA polymerase II; negative regulation of cell population proliferation.
GUGUGGACACACUGGCACGCAGCGAAGUAAACACAACGCAAUAUUUCGUCGGAAUUUCACCUGGUUUUCACCUGGUCUGCCGCGCAAUAAAACCGCCCAAUUGCUGCCGAAAUUACGGCACAGAUAAUGUGCGAAUUAAUUGGCAUACGGCGCGAUGAGAUAAUCGGUCGAUUCGGGCGGCAAAAGGCAACUGCGUGUCAAGUGGAAAAUCAGUGAACGGUGGGUGGAGGGUUGACGAGAAAAAAAUAAGAAAACAAAAACAAAACGCGUUGCCGAAAAUCGGCAACAACAAAAGCGAGUGUGAGAAAGGUGCGAGAAAUUCACCUGUCCCCGCUGGCCGAUUUAUUGAUGACGUGGAAUCGGACGAAGGACGCAGGGCCACAGGACAUAUACAUAUUUUCCAGUGCACAUGCACAUGCAUGCUGCACACGCACACACACAUGCAAACACACAGUAGCGCCCAUGCAGAAAACCAGUUGUUUGGCCGUUGCUGUUGUUGCUGUCACUGCUGCUGCUGCAAAUGAGAAGUGCAAGUGAAGCAGCAACAAAAAUCCUGCUCUUGAAGUACAAAGCGAAGAAAAGGAGAAAAUAAAUAAGCGGAAAAGGGCCGAGAAGAAGGUGCGACAACGACAAAAAGUUGUUUGUCAACUUGUUGCCAAUGUUGCAGCCACAAAGUGGCUGGCUGUACAAACAGCAGCAACAAAAACGCAGCAUUUGGCAUCGGGCGAGUCCAGGCGAAAGUCCCAGGCCCACGGCAGGAUAAUAAGGAGCUCACAAAAGCGAAGCACGAACAGGUGGAAAAGGCCAGGAUAUCCUGUCACUCGGCUCCAAAUCGGGAAACAUCAUUGAAGCUUGAUGAUUUCUCCUUUGGGUGAUUAGAAAAGAUUUAAAGUAUACAAAGGAUUAUACACGAAUUUGCUAUUCUAUUUGGGCCUAUAAAUUUGGAUAACUUGCCCAAACAAUCCGCAACCCGUCCCAAAGCAAACUUGAACGAAAUCAGCUUUUGUGAAGGGGCAUUUAUUCCAUUAAAUCAUUUGGCAAUCAGAAGAACUCCUGCCUGCAACCAUGUCCACGAUUACCAGAAGCGCUAGUGCGAGUCCCAUGGCGCUGAACGGCGUCAUCGAUGCCAGCCUGUUCCCGUUGAAGUCUACGGCCGAUGUUAUCAAUCUGUUCCGUCGCGCUCUAACCUCUGGAAUCGAGCCUGAUCUCACCCUGCUCUCCAUCGUCGUUGGCUACAUCGAGUUGUCUUUGACGACGGGAGAGGCUGCUGCGCAGGCCGCUCAAGCCGCCGCGGCCGCAGUCGCAGCAGGUGACAUUAGUCAGGCGACGACAGGUGGAAAUGACAUCAUCAUGGGCAACAGCGUCCCGUUUCCAGUUGUUACCCACGAACUAAUCGCCGGCCUGUAUAAGAAGUUCCAGACGAUCCUGUCGGUGGUCGAGAAGCCCAAGCCCCACCGCCAGGCCACACGCGAGGUGAUCAAGAAGGUAUCGGAUGUGAUCUGGAACUCGCUGAUCCGCAGCAGCUACAAGGAUCGGGCUCACCUGCAAAACCUCUACAGCUAUCUGUCCGGCAACAAGUUGGACUGCUUCGGAGUCGCGCUGGCUGUGGUAGCGGGUUGCCAGUUGCUCGGCUACAAGGACGUGCGACUGGCCAUCUCCGAGGAUCAUGCAUGGGUGGUAUUCGGGCAAAAGCGCGUGGAGACAAUCGAAGUGACAUGGCAUGGCAAAGGAAGCGAGGAUAAGCGGGGGCAGGAUAUUCGUCCCGGUAUCGAAUCCGGAUCCUGGCUCUACUUGGGUGGCCUGGCUGUGGUUUGCGAGCGUGGCAUGGAAGUGGCGGCCAUCUGUGCCGCUCUGAAUAUUUCAUUGACCUCGAACAGUGACUGCGUGGAGGUGGCAGAGCUCCAACAGCAGCUGCUGUGGCUACUCUACGAUUUGGGCCACCUCAAACGCUAUCCCAUGGCCCUGGGCACUCUCGGUGAGCUGGAGGAGAUUCAUCGCACGCAUCCCAGCAUCAGUUGCGAGCAGUUAUAUCGCGAGGCUAUAGAGUCGGCGAGGACCCACUACCGGAACCAUCACGUGUAUCCGUAUACCUACCAAGGGAACUACUACAAUCGAUUGCUCAAAUACCGCGACGCCUUUGCAGCAUGGGCAAAUGCGGCGGACGUUAUUCGCUUGUAUACGUAUCAGUGUCGUGAUGACGAGGAGAUCUACAAGGAGCUGUUGGACAUUGCCAACGAGCUCAUACCGUACGUGAUGAAAACCGAGAGCUCAGGUCAUUCGGCGAGAAGUAUUCUACGAGAUUCUGAGGUUUUCGCCAAUUUACUGCGAUUCUACGACGGCAUAUGCCAGUGGGAGGAGGAUAGCUUGACUCCCAUUCUGCACAUUGGUUGGGCCAAACCACUGGUGAAUAAUAUCACCAAGUUUGAUUACGACAUUAGGUCACAGGUGGUCAUCAAGUUGCCCGAGGAUCUGGAGGCGGAGCAGGCGAAGGCGGAGCUGGCGAGGGCGGAACAGGAAGCCAAGGAGGCUAAGCAGUCGAAGGAAGCUGCAGGAUCAGAGGCUUUGGAAGGCAAUAACAACAGGCCGGUCACAAAGGAAGAGAAAUCCAAGAACUCGGAGCUGCCGACUACCUUGGCCGAUUUAACUGCUGCCUGUGGCGAGAAGAUUCUCAAUCCGGAUUUCUUGCUCCAGGGCGGAGGACACCCGUUCGCCGAUCAGAAGCAACAGCCUUCUGGCGGCGAAUCUGAUAAUGCAGAACUCCACAAUAACAACAAUAACAGCAACAGCAAUAACAACAACAACAACCACAAUGUGGAAAAAAAGGAGGCCGCAGCGACCACAACUAACCGAACAACCACAAGCAAUGGCACCGGCACCUCUGUCCAGUUGCCCGCGUCUAGUGAGGCCAGCAACGCUGGCCAAGCACAAUCCCAAGUUCAAAUAAAUGACCAACUGGGAAAACCACAGCACAAAGAAGCUAAAAAAGAGGAGACAAGCGACGACUACGAUCCCUUCGAGAUAAUGCUCAAACGGCCAGUCAUCACCUUGUACAGCCAAAAGAUGAAGGGCCUGAAGGAUCUGCUGCUGGCCGAGAAGCUGAACACCCACGCUAUUUCCCUCCAAGUCACCGCCCAGUCGGUGGCCUCCCGAAAGGUUCGCGGAGUGGAGAAACAGUCGGCCACCAUUUCAGCCACCAUCACUGCAAUCUCUUCCAGUUCCGGCGACAGUGUCCUGAGCGGAGUCGGUGGCGGAGGUGGCAGUGGCUCAGCAGUCACCGGUGGAGCGUUCUUGGCAUCAUCGUCUCUAGGAGGAGAUUCAAUAGCCGCAUCACGCCCAAAAAGAACGCGUCGCGAGUAAUUCUCAUUGUUGUAUAUUACGUAUUGGAAAACUCUUAUUAAUCGUAUGUGCAAGCUAAGGUGGUUCGAUUUUUGUUGUUCUAAUAUAAAGCAGAGUAAACUGUUUAGUUUUUCAGCAAAUUUCGUUGAAAACACUAGAGCCAAGCUGGGAAUCUGUCCAUUGAGCACAAUUAAGUCAAAAUACACUUCAAUAACUUAUAUUUUUAAAUAUACUACUACUUUUACAAAUUUAAAUUGUCUCGAAAUUGAAAAUUACAUCUUAUAACUUUUUUAUCGGCAGAAAAUUCGAACCACCUAAGUAACCAUGCAUAUAUUAUAUAAGCUAUCAUAUUUUUGAUGUUCGAUGUGUAUUUAUGUAGUUCGUAAGCGCGAGAUGAAACAGAAAUUAAGCCGUUAUAGAACGCCUAGCGUUUUAAAAAGAAAUUUAAAAUGUGAAACACAUAACACACAGACAUGUCCCAGCAAACAAACAACAAGCACACGAAACGCUAAGCUAUGCUAAGUAUUUAUGAUGUAUUUUUAGCUGUUAUACUUUAUCCCUUAUGUAUUUAUUGCUACAACUCUUUGUUUUCCCCUCAAGCAAGCUUAAAAUCUAUUUUUUUAUUGUGUUUAAGCGUAACUUAAUUGGUGCUCUUCUUCGAAAACGAAAGCGAAAUAUAGGUUCUGUGUUUGAUUUGAUCACACUUUAAGGCAAAAAUCUUGAAAAAUGUUUUUUGAACGAUAACCGAAUUGAAGUCCAAAUGGAUAGACGGACUGCUCGUAUUUAUGUAUUUACUUUAAAGCAUUUUAUUGAGGCUAAGCUGAUUAAUUUAACUCUAUUUACAUAUAUAUCCUGUAAUAUUUAAGAACGCAAAUCCUUGUUACGAACUGUUGACUUGAAGCAACAAAACAGUUGGCAAAACCGAAUGCUAAACAAAAGAAUACAUAUUUAACACUUCCUCUAUAUGUGAUACAACACUUUUUCUAGAAAAGCUUUCAUAUUAUCUUAUAAACUAAAUAGAAUUAACCACUCUCCACACACUGUAAACGAUCACCACUUAAGUGGGCUGGCAGCAGCAGGACAGGCUCUUGUUCAGGGCUAAUCCAGAUGAAUGAAUGUAUGUCCCGAUCCCACGGAUAUGUGUCCCAUCCAACUUGUCGCCCCCUUUACAGCUACAGCAAUUACGGAAAAAUCGGAGCUUGUAACAAAUUGUUGAACGAUGAUAAUAAUUGCAUUGAAUUUAAUUUGAUUUGUGCGUAGAGCAUCUGUGAUGAAUAAUAAUGUUUAAAAAUGGAUGGAGAAGGAGCGAAGUGGAGAGCCCAAAACCACACACAAUACUGAUCAACAAUAUUACUAAUCAAAUAUAAGGUGUUUUAUUCCUCGUAUAUAACAUUAGCUGACUAAAUGUAAACACAAACGAAAUCAGACAAACUAUUUAAUUGUGUAGAUUUGCAGACCGCAACAACUAAAUGUUAAAUGUUGAACUAGAGUUACAAUUGUGAACUCUAGAAACCGAAACUAACGAAGCAACAAAGGAGUAUAUAUUUUGGCAUACAAAAUUUUUACCAUUAAGUCAACUAAACGGAUGAAUACAAAUUGUGAAAUAUGUUUUAUUUUUACUACAUCUCGGACAGCACGAAAACCAGCCCAAAAAUAGACAAAACUUAAAGUUCGCUAUGCAAUAAAUCAAAAGGCAGCAAUUCAAGAAAGAAAACAAUAUGAAAACCUAUACGCAUAUAACAUAUAUAUUUAUUAAUGUUAACAUAUGGUACAUUUUUGAUCUAAUUGUUUAAAAUAGCCAACCAGCAGCAACAGUUAAAUUAAAUGUAGUUUAAAACCCAAAUGCUCAAUAAUCCCUUUAGCUUAAAAACUAAAUAGCCAGCCGUAAAAAUGUUAUACAAAUCAUUAAAUGCAUAUAAAGCCAA